AUGUCGACCACGGUACCUGAAAUCCCCUUGGUUUCGAAGAAGGACAUCGACCGACUAAAGGCCCUUGUUGAGACCCACAAAAAGGUCAUCUCUAAACUCAUAGUCCCCAUCUGCGCCACAGUGAUCGUGAGGGCAGACAUAGCUCUCGAAGCUAUCGUCAAACGACCGACCCAGCCCUCGAAAGAGGAUCUCGAAACGAACGCCAGGAUUAUGGAGCCCAAACCACGUGCCCUGGAGUUAAUCGAGUAUGCCAGCAAGGAGAUAAGAGAGCUUCUCCAAUUCCACAAGGACGAGAUCGAAGAUCACCCACCAUUCAAAGGCUUCGAAGGCUUCACUGAAUUCAAGAUUGAACAGAAAGAAUUUAUAAGCAUGGUCCGACAGUCUGCUCAGGAGAUAUUCGAGAGAUUGAUAGACGUGGAUGAACAGAGUGCACGUCUUCUAAAUGAGAACAACAUAGUCUUUAAUAAUUACCUAUACGGGGACUUCAGUAGUUCAGAGGGGUUUCUGAGUUUGAUAGAGGGGUGGAUUGUUAAUGUAGAUGAACCCGCGCAGCCUGAAUCGUAG
Messenger RNA from Cucurbitaria berberidis CBS 394.84, 564 nucleotides. RefSeq lists its product as uncharacterized. The transcript has a single exon. The record is from RefSeq and is a predicted model, not a curated record. Bases 1 to 564 code for a protein of 187 amino acids. Lineage: Eukaryota; Fungi; Ascomycota; Dothideomycetes; Pleosporales; Cucurbitariaceae.